Molecule: messenger RNA, 1311 nt
Organism: Yamadazyma tenuis ATCC 10573
Lineage: Eukaryota; Fungi; Ascomycota; Pichiomycetes; Serinales; Debaryomycetaceae
Gene: CAG1
Product: guanine nucleotide-binding protein subunit alpha
Biological process (GO): G protein-coupled receptor signaling pathway
Cellular component (GO): heterotrimeric G-protein complex
Molecular function (GO): G protein-coupled receptor binding; GTPase activity; GTP binding
Source: RefSeq, a predicted model, not a curated record
AUGGGAUGCACUGCUAGUGUUCCAGAUCCCGAUGACCAAGAUCCAUUUCUCAUGGACAAAAGGGUCAAUGCUGCCAUCAACCAAAGUUUGCAACUGAAUCGCAAGAACAGUAAAAACCAGGUCCUGCUUUUAUUGUUGGGAGCUGGAGAGAGCGGUAAGUCCACCGUGUUAAAGCAGCUUCGGUUGCUCCACAAAGGAGGGUUUUCGGACCAGGAGAGAAUACAAUAUGGCCAUGUUAUCUGGGUGGAUGCCAUACAGUCCAUGAAGAUUCUAAUUGUUCAAGCUCGGGCAUUAGGGAUUCGGUUAGAUUGUGAUGAUUGGUCAGGGUCCUUAUAUCAGUAUAAGCGGAUGGUAUUGAAGGCCAAUGCUUUGCAGCAGAUUGAUACUUCCAUUGCUGGAGGUAACAAUUUCUUGAACGAAUAUGUCUUGAAGUAUAGUGAGGUGAGACGUGCCAAAAGACGUCAGAAUAGUACAGGGAUCGCCAACAACUCGUUUUGGGACGAUAAUAAUAGUCCACGAACAGGUAACAAUGAUCGGAUCGUGGAAGAAGAGGUAGAGGCUGCAGAUGCUGAAGUCAAUGGUAUCAACGGCACCACUGAAAAAUAUUCUCGAAGUCAAAUAGCUGAAGCCAUUGAUAUGCUAUGGAAAUAUGAUAGUGGGAUUCAACAGUGUUUCCACCGGUCAAACGAGUUCCAGUUGGAAUCAAAUGCUGCCUAUUACUUUGAGAAGAUUUAUGAGUUUGCCAAACCCAAUUAUUUGUUCACCAAUAGUGAUAUUUUGAAGGGAAGGAUCAAAACCACAGGAAUCACCGAGACGAACUUCCAUAUCAAUUCGUUCAAGUUUAAAGUGUUGGAUGCUGGUGGUCAGCGGCUGGAAAGAAAAAAGUGGAUCCAUUGCUUUGAUAAUAUCACCGCCAUCUUAUUUGUAGUGGCCAUUAGUGAAUAUGAUCAGACACUUUUUGAAGAUGAGCGAGUGAACCGAAUGCAUGAAACCCUUGUUUUGUUCGACUCACUAUGCAACUCACGAUGGUUUUUGAACACGGCUUUUAUCCUCUUCUUAAACAAGAUCGAUUUGUUUGAAACCAAGUUUUCUCCUCAGCUGUUGCACAAGUAUUUCAAUGAUUUUACUGGCAAUACCGUAGAGGAUGGAAUCAGCUAUUUUGAGAAAAAGUUCUUAGCAAUCAACAAGACCAACAAACCCAUCUACGUGCACCGAACCUGCGCCACCGACUCAACGUCGAUGAAGUUUGUACUUUCGGCGGUAACCGAUAUGAUUAUCGAGGAUAACUUAAGAAAGAGUGGACUCAUUUAA